Labrus bergylta (ballan wrasse) is the source of this 2358-nucleotide messenger RNA. It is a transcript of the gene lmod2b, whose product is annotated as leiomodin 2 (cardiac) b. Gene Ontology annotation, biological process: actin filament organization; myofibril assembly; pointed-end actin filament capping. NCBI's taxonomy places the organism in Eukaryota, Metazoa, Chordata, Actinopteri, Labriformes, Labridae. Gene Ontology annotation, molecular function: tropomyosin binding. Gene Ontology annotation, cellular component: cytoskeleton; striated muscle thin filament; myofibril. The record is from RefSeq and is a predicted model, not a curated record.
CAACAACACAAGCACAUAGGCUCCCUCGCAGCAACACAACUGGGGGGACAGAUCUGGUUCAGACUGGACACGGCUCGUCUGAAAUACCCUUUUGACUGGAUCCACUUCUUCCAAACACCUUGAACAGACAAGGAUAACAUCAGUUGGACUCUGAAUUUGCAACAAGCCCUUAAACCUGUGGAUCUCAAGCAACCAAAGGGUGGACUUCAAUUUUUUUUAGUAUCUUUUCUCACAGAGAGCUUUAUCAUCUCAUUAAAUCUAUGCCACUCAUAAGGUGGUCUUUCUGUGGUAUUUUGAACUCAGUCUGACCGUGGUGUCCCAAACACAUUUUGGCCAUGAGCUGUUUCGGUUACCGACGAGAGCUGAGUAAGUAUGAAGACGUGGACGAGGACGAGCUUUUGGCCUCCCUCAGCCCUGAGGAGUUGGCUGAGUUGGAAAAGGAGCUGGCAGACAUUGAUCCUGACGCCAACGUUCCAAUAGGACUCAGGCAGAGGGACCAGACGGACAAGACCCCGACGGGCACCUUUAGCAGAGAGGCCCUCUCAAAGUAUUGGGAAAAUGAGACACGUAGACUGCUGGAGGACGAGAUAGGUGGAGGAAGCCUGAAACCGGAUGAAGAUCAAGAGGAAGAGUGUGUGACCGAAGAAAGCAGUGGGGAAGAUGAUGAAAAAGAUGUUGAGAAUGAAAAAGAACUGAAAGAGAAUGACGAACUAAAGGAGAAGGAGGAAGAAGAGGAAGAGGAGGUGGAAGAAGAGGAGGAAGAGGAGGAGGAAAGUGAGGAUGAGGAGGAAGCUGUAACAGAGGAGGAAGAUGAGGAGGAGGUGGAGGAGGAGGAGGAGGAGGAGGAGGAAGAUAAUAAAUUAAAACCUGAACCUUUCAGGGAUUCUGAGGCGCUAGCGCCCCAAGCAAACGCCCCAAUGCUACUGAAGCCACAGAGAGUGGAGCCUAUGAGACUGACUCCGCCCCCUCCACCUGUCGACCCAAACGCCACUGGAAACCCAACAGUUGUUGACGAAGUUCUCCAACAAGCUCUAAGCAAUGACCCUGAACUCACAGAAGUUAAUCUCAACAACAUUGACGAUAUCGCACAGGGAACACUUAUUAGAUUUGCUGAAGCGUUAAGAUCCAACUCCCAUGUGAAGAUUUUUAACUUAGCAAACACCAAAGCAGAUGACCCUGUUGCUCUGGCCAUUGCUAAGAUGCUGAGGGAGAACUCGUCCAUCGUCAGUCUGAAUAUAGAGUCCAACUAUGUGACUGGAAAGGGCGUGAUGGCGCUGGUUCAAGCACUGCCAGGAAACAACACCCUGACUGAGCUUCGUUUCCACAACCAGAGACACAUGUGUGGAGGACAGGUAGAGAUGGAGAUGGUGAAGAUUCUGAGGGAAAAUCACACCUUGAUCAAGUUGGGCUACCAGUUCAACCUGCCUGGUCCCAGGAUGAGCAUGACAGGGAUCCUCACCAGGAACCAGGACCGCCAGAGACAAAAACGAAUGCAGGAGCAGAGGCAACAACAGCAGGGCCAACAGGGGGCACCAGUGGGAGCUGUUAAGCCCAGAACCAUUGCGCUGAAAGGAGCUCCUCAUUUAUCACCAUACAGCUCACCAAGGGUCUCUCCCUGGUCCUCACCCAAACUCCCCAGGAUGGACUUGGCUAAAAAACAGACCCCUCCUGUUCCACCUCCUCCUCCACCCCCACCUCCUCCUCCCCCACCUCCUCCCCCUCCACCCCCAAGGGAGAAUAAGAAGCCCACAAGGAUGAUAGCGGAGGUCAUCAGGGCCCACGAGGCGGGCAGCCAGAAGACAAAAAAGACAAAGGCUAAGAAGGGCAAGAAGGGGAAGGUGAAGGAUUCAGGGAAGGAUGAAACUAGUAGCAUCCUGAAGGAGCUGAAGAACGCUCUGAAGCCUGUGUCGGUGGAGAGAAGGGAAGGGGAGGGCAGCAGGCCGUCUACGCCAAUGAGGUCGGCCCACGACCAGCUGAUGGAGUCCAUCCGUUCCUGUAGCCUCCGCAACCUGAAACGGGUGGAGAUCCCACAUCAUCUACAAUAAUUCAAACAAGAAAAUGAGAGAUCUGUUCAUUGCCACUGAAAGCGAGAGGCGCCUUCAUAAUGAUGACAAUGAAGUGAACAUCUGUGAUGAAAGCACAAGGUGAAAACAUGUCGGGAUUGCUAAAGAAGCGAGAACUUCAUUCUUACUCAUGAAAAAGAAAAUAUGCUGGAGAUUUGCACUGCCAAAAUAGCUUUACAUUUUCAGAUUUUUAAAAGUAUUUUUGCCUUAUUCAGGUUGGUGUAUCUUUUUCAAUUUUAAAAUGAGCUGACAGAACUGUUUACUGAUACGUUUUAUAAUUCACAGUUUUUCUUGU